This is a messenger RNA of Poecilia reticulata (guppy), 2889 nucleotides long. The record is from RefSeq and is a predicted model, not a curated record. Lineage: Eukaryota; Metazoa; Chordata; Actinopteri; Cyprinodontiformes; Poeciliidae.
AUGCAAAAGAAUAUAAAUGUUUGACGAAACAAGGAAAAUUAACGUCACAAUCUAUAGAUAUAGAAAAAAAAUCUCGAGAUUAUCAUAUAUGUGUCAAACUCGAGGCCCGAGGGCCAAAUCUGGCCCGCCGUAGCUUUUUACGUGGCCCUCUAGACUCCAAAUUAUAGCAGUAGGCCCCUCCAGUUUACACAAUAACCGUAAAAUUAACACAAAAAUCAACAGAUGCCCACAUUUUUCUGAGUUUACCAACAUUUUUUCUCAAAAUUGGCCAAAAACCAGGGACUUGCUGUCUCAGCCUGACUUAGUUACAGUCCAGGACCAACAGAGCGAAUAAUAAAAGGUCACAUUUAACAUCAUAUAUUAGCGCAAAUAUCGUAAAAAGUCCUUCCAAAUAUUUCUAAAUUAGCACCACAAACUGUAAUGUUGACUGCAGAAAACCACAGAAACCAUCCUGGACGGACGGAUUGGUGUGGAAAGAUGUUAAAUGUGUUAUUUUAAGAAGCGCUGAAACAAAUAUUUACUGAUAUUUUAACAAUUUAAGUGGUUUUUAUCAAUACGAUCUGGCACAACAGGCCCUGGAAAUGAUCCCAGAGAAUGAAAACCAGAGAAUCAUGGGACCAUUUUGAAUGUAAACCAGAAUAAAGAGUGGGAUGAUGUCACACCACCAGCAAAGGAAGACUGUGAUGUCACUGGCGAUGAGGUCUGUGAUGUCAUCAACAGCAGAAUUGUAUGCAACACAGUUCUGCUUAUUUUUCAUUGCUUGCAAAAUCACUGACGUGCGCAAAGCUCUUUUUACCGAUCGACAGUUUUAGUGAUCACAUUUAGGACAAAAUGUCUCAUCACUCGCCGAGAUGUCACAGUGGAAUGAUGGGAGCCCACGAGAGAAGGGGAGUCCAGCAGAACCCCCAAGGCCGGUUCCCUCCUGCACACCCCAGCAUCUUACACGAGGAGAUCCAACGACUGAGCUCCCUCCUAGAAAUGGAGAGAGCCGGAAGGUCUGACGAUAACCAAAAACUGGCCCACCUGGAGGCAGAGCUGGAAGAGACGAAACUCCAGUUAAAACGGCAAAAAGCUCUGAAAGAAAUGUACAUCAACAAGGGCAAGGAGACGAAGAAGGAGCUGGAGAGAGUGGAGAAGUUCAGUGAUCCAGAAGUGCUUAAAGCUGCGGCCAUGGCUUCCAGGAUUCACAACGAUGUCAAAUACAAGAAGAAGAAGCCCUUGCAAGAAGAUUUUGUGGAGCUAAAGGUGGCCCACCUCCUCAGCCAGGAAGCGUUUGUAGCUGAGAUUCAGGCUGAGAGGGCGAAAAGUAAGGCCCUGCAGGCGGAUCUGGACUCGCUCCUGGCUUCCUACGAGGAGCUGCGCUCCAAGUGCGAAGCCGACGCUGCUCUGGGGAGGCAGGACGCCGAGACACAAGCAAAGUGCUCAGAGUUUGAAGGCACUCGAGGUCAUAGAGGAGACGGAGGGGCGGGGCGGGGGCCGGAUGAGCGCCGCGCCGCGCCGGUCGGCCGGUCAGGUGCGGCGCCACCAGUGAUCAUUAGGGUUACAGCUGCCCGGCCCAGAUUGUGUGCUGCCUGCACCAGGCGAGAUGUUCUGCCCAGGGAGAGGAGCGAGCAUCUGUCUGUCCCUCCCCGUGGACAGCCGCCUCCUACCAGCCUGUCCAACUCAACCCAACUGUUUUUGUGUCAAGUCCACGGCCACUUUCCACAGCGCGGCGGGCCAGAGUUGGCCCCCGGACCUCGAGUUUGACACCAGCUCUACAGCGUGCAGAGGAGUGACGAAGGCGCGUCGGUCGGUGUGAAGUUAGGAAACCUGAGCAGCGGCAGAGCUUCAAAGUGGAAGACAGAAAAUUGGUGUCACAAACUGGCCGAGCCCCGGCUGGUCCGCUCUGCCACCCAACAUCCCCGCAUGAAUAUUCAUGCGGGCGGAUUUCUCUUUUGUUGCCUGCCUAGUCAGCAGUCACCGAACACAUGGUGAGUGUUGGCAGCGCCCCGGCCUAGGUAGAGGGGCCGCGGACGGAGGCAGUGGCAGGAACCAGGACCUGUGAGGCUGACUGACAUUUCCAUCUGUGGCGAGGCCUGGUAAUUAUCGGGGAGAGGAGCGCCCGCAGCAGCGCGCCAUCUGCUAGGGGAGAUGGCUCAAUGAGGUAUGAGCACAAGCGGCUCUCCGUCGGGCCACUGCCUGCCUCUGACAUGAGGGCUCGCAUCUGCUACCGAGGAGCCGGGCCGCCCAACACAGCCUGUCUGCCUGGCCGAGAGAGGGGGCUGACAGGAGGGAGGAGAGCCGCCAACAGCCCCCCUGACCCGCGCCGCCCUGCGCCCCCUCGCCGCCGCUGCCCUGCCAAAGGAACACUUGACAAACAGCGCAGCCCACUCACAAGUUUUCAUACAGAUCUCAUCGAGUUGUUGGGGGUUUUCUGCAAACGGCGCCGCAGAGAUCCAGUUCUGGCUCUCGGUGUUGUGGUUUGUUUUCUGACUCACUCGGCUCGCUAAGACUGCGGAUCACACACCUGGCGAGUGUGUGUGUGUGUGUGUGUGUGUGUGUGUGUCCUUGUUCUUUCUGUUUGAGCCCAGCAUGGCGAGUCCAACCGGGGUGCUGCUGAUAUUACAUUCAGCCCACAGACCCGCUCUGGGAUCCGCACACCAACAUCCCACAGUAACGGUGCGCAGCGCCGCAGGAUGCGGCAGAACCCAGCUGGAGGAAGACUCCACUCCACAGCCACGUGUGUUUUAAUACAUUCACUCUAAAUGAAGUAGAUUUCAUCCAGUCACACCCUGGAAGCUGCCGGGUGAAAACGGACCAUUUGGCUUAUUUUGCUGCAACGCAGUAAAACGGCAAGGCUAAGAAAAUGAGAAAAAGUACAAUAACAAGAAUAAAGUCAUUAUAUCGCGA